Sorex fumeus (smoky shrew) is the source of this 4544-nucleotide messenger RNA. It is a transcript of the gene CARMIL1, whose product is annotated as capping protein regulator and myosin 1 linker 1. Gene Ontology annotation, biological process: cell migration; regulation of Arp2/3 complex-mediated actin nucleation. NCBI's taxonomy places the organism in Eukaryota, Metazoa, Chordata, Mammalia, Eulipotyphla, Soricidae. Gene Ontology annotation, molecular function: protein binding. The coding region runs from base 134 to 4387 and encodes 1417 amino acids. Gene Ontology annotation, cellular component: lamellipodium; plasma membrane. The record is from RefSeq and is a predicted model, not a curated record. The transcript has 39 exons.
UCCCGGGGCGCCGCGUCAUGUAGCGGCCGCGCCGGCCCCCCCCCGCGGCUCGGCAACUCUUCCCCUGCGGGGUGCCGGGGCGCGGCGCCCGAAGAGCCCGCGGGGCGCGCGGGGGGACCCCCACGGGGCCACCAUGGCCGAGGAGAGCUCGGCCGUGCCCCGGGAGCUGACCGAAAGCAUAAAGGAUGUUAUUGGCAGGAAGAUAAAAAUUUCGGUGAAGAAGAAAGUCAAGUUGGAAGUGAAGGGAGACAAAGUGGAGAACAAAGUUCUGGUGCUGACGUCAUGCCGUGCCUUCCUCUUGACAGCACGAAUCCCCACCAAGCUCGAGUUGACUUUCAGCUACUUGGAGAUUCAUGGCGUCACCUGCAGCAAGCCGACCCAGAUGGUUGUGGAGACCGAGAAGUGUGGCAUCUCCAUGAAGAUGGCAUCGCCUGAGGAUGUGAGUGAGGUACUGGCCCACAUCGGCACCUGCCUGAGGAGGAUCUUCCCCGGCCUGUCCCCACUGAAGAUCAUGAAGAAAGUGUCCAUGGAGCCAUCUGAGCGGCUGGCCAGUCUCCAGGCUCUGUGGGACAGCCAGACGGUGCCCGAGCAGGGCCCCUGCGGUGGAUUCUCUCAGAUGUACGCCUGCGUUUGCGACUGGCUUGGGUUCUCCUACCGGGAAGAGGUGCAAUGGGACGUGGAUACAAUUUACCUGACACAGGACGCCCGGGAAUUGAAUUUGCAGGAUUUCAGCCACCUUGACCAUAGGGAUCUAAUACCUAUCAUUGCUGCCCUGGAGUAUAAUCAGUGGUUCACGAAGCUGUCCUCCAAGGAUCUAAAGCUAUCCAGUGAUGUCUGCGAACAGAUCUUUAGAGUGGUCAGCAGAUCUAAUCGAUUGGAAGAAUUGGUGUUGGAAAAUGCUGGACUUAGGACAGAUUUUGCACAAAAGCUCACCAAUGCUCUAGCGCAUAAUCCCAACUCUGGCCUGCACACUAUCAACCUUGCCGGCAACCCCCUGGAGGACCGAGGUGUGUCCUCUCUAAGUAUUCAAUUUGCCAAACUCCCCAAGGGACUAAAGCAUUUAAACUUGUCUAAAACCUCAUUGUCACCUAAAGGGGUGAACAGCCUUUCUCAGUCACUCAGUGCCAACCCGCUGACCGCCUCCACCCUUACCCACCUAGACCUCUCAGGGAACGUUCUCCGUGGAGAUGACCUCUCGUGCAUGUACAACUUUCUGGCCCAGCCAAAUGCCAUUGCUCAUUUGGACUUAUCCAAUACAGAAUGUUCCCUGGACAUGGUCUGUGGCGCUCUUCUCCGUGGCUGCCUUCAAUACUUAGCUGUGCUCAACGUUUCCAGAACGGUCCUUUCUCACCGGAAAGGAAAAGAAGUGCCCCAGUCUUUUAAGCAGUUUUUCAGUAGCUCAUUGGCCCUGGUGCAGAUCAACCUCUCAGGCACAAAACUGUCUCCUGAGCCCCUGAAAGCACUGUUGCUGGGCCUGGCUUGCAAUCAUAACUUGAAGGGCGUUUCUCUGGAUCUCAGCAGCUGUGAGCUGCGAUCAGGAGGCGCUCAAGUACUGGAAGGCUGCAUUGCCGAAAUCCACAACAUCACCAGCCUCGACAUCUCCGACAACGGUCUAGAAUCUGACCUCUCUACCUUAAUAGUAUGGCUCAGUAGAAACAGAUCAAUACAACACCUGGCGUUAGGCAAAAAUUUUAAUAAUAUGAAAUCCAAAAAUCUGACCCCCGUGUUGGACAACUUAGUACAGAUGAUUCAAGAUGAAGAAUCACCUCUGCAGUCCCUGUCCCUGGCCGACUCCAAGCUCAAGACAGACGUCACCAUCAUCAUCAAUGCCUUGGGAAGCAACACGUCCCUGACCAAAGUGGACAUCAGCGGGAACGCCAUGGGGGACAUGGGCGCCAAGAUGCUGGCCAAGGCCCUGCAGAUCAACACCAAGCUCAGGACUGUGAUAUGGGACAAGAACAACAUCACGGCACAAGGCUUUCAGGACAUUGCCGUCGCUCUGGAAAAGAACUACACCUUGAGAUUUAUGCCCAUUCCUAUGUAUGAUGCUUCUCAAGCCCUAAAAACAAACCCCGAGAAGACUGAAGAGGCCCUGCAGAAGAUAGAAAAUUAUUUGCUCCGGAAUCACGAGACAAGAAAGUACCUGCAGGAGCAGGCCUAUCGCCUCCAACAAGGCAUAGUCACCAGCACCACUCAGCAGAUGAUUGACAGAAUAUGUGUGAAGGUACAAGAUCAUCUCAACUCUUUACGAAAUUGUGUGGGUGAAACUGUUCAGGAAGAUUUAAAAUCAGCAGAAAGGCUCAUGCGAGAUGCUAAGAACUCUAAAACGUUGUUACCAAAUUUGUACCAUGUUGGUGCGUCUUGGGCAGGAGCGGGUAGCUUGUCAUUCAAUCCAAUUCAGGAGACUCUGGAAUCCAUGGCUGGAGAAGUUACCAGAGUUGUAGAUGAACAACUCAAGGCUCUGCUCGAGUCCAUGGUUGAUGCUGCGGAGAACCUUUGUCCCAACGUGAUGAAGAAAGCCCACAUUCGACAAGACCUGAUUCAUGCCAGCACCGAAAAGAUUUCCAUUCCCCGGACUUUCGUGAAAAAUGUCCUGCUGGAGCAGUCUGGAAUUGAUAUCCUGAACAAAAUUAGUGAAGUGAAGUUGACGGUGGCCUCCUUCCUGGCUGACCGAAUUGUGGAUGAAAUUCUGGAUGCCCUUUCUCACUGUCAUCAUAAACUGGCUGACCAUUUCAACAGACGUGGCAAGCCCCUUCCUCAGCAGGAGUCCUUGGAGAUCGAACUGGCUGAGGAGAAACCGUCGAAACGCUCCAUCAUCACGAUGGAGGAGCUCACGGAGAUCGAGCGCUUAGAAGAUCUGGACACUUGUAUGACUCUCUGCUGUACAAGUAUGACUCCCAAGUCCAAAAGGAAGAGUAUCCAUAGCAGAAUGCUCCGACCCGUUUCCAGAGCCUUUGAAAUGGAAUUCGACCUGGACAAAGCUUUGGAAGAGGUGCCCAUUCACAUUGAAGACCCGCCUUUCCCGUCCAUCAGACAAGAGAAGCGGAGCUCAGGCUUCAUCUUCGAGCUGCCGUCCGAGGAGGGGAGGAAGUUGGAGCACUUCACCAAGCUCAGGCCUAAGCGGAAUAAGAAACAGCAGCCCACCCAGGCAGCGGUCCGGACUGCCAGUAUUGUCUCCCAAGACGGGGAACAGAACGGUCUCAUGGGGCGAGUGGACGAAGGUGUGGAUGAAUUUUUCACCAAGAAAGUGACCAAAAUGGAUUCCAAGUCGUCCGCCAGGGGCUCCGAGGGCCACGAGCCCGGCGACGCGGGAGACGAGAAGAAGAAGCGCGAGUCCCGGCGGAGCGGCUUCCUGCACCUCAUCAAGUCCCGCUCCCGGGCCGAGCGGCCCCCGACGGCGCCCGACGAGCCCGCGUCCCCCAAGGGCGGCGUCCGCAGCCCCGCGGCCGCCCCCACGGACACGCCGCGCCGGGAGCACAACGGCGGCCCCGACAGGCCCGAGGAGGCGCAGACCCCCGACGCCCUGGACGACGGGCCCGGGGAGGACGCGGGCAGGCCCGAGCGCAGCGACAGCAGGGGCAGCCCGCAGGGCGGACGGCGCUACGGGGUCCAGAUGAUGGGCAGCGGGCUGCUGGCCGAGAUGAAGGCCAAGCAGGAGCGGCGCGCCGCCUGCGCGCACAAGAAGCUUGGGCAUGAAGCCAUCUCCCAGGACCCUUCCAGCCCGACCCUGAGCACGGAGCGGUCAGAUGGAGGCGGGGCAGUCCCCAAACUGCACCCGGGGCUUCCAGAGAGCCGCUUCGGUCUGGGGGCAUCAGAGAAGAAUGCCAAAGCCGAGCCCAAAGUGGAGGCGGGCUACAGGUCCCGGAGCUCUUCUGGCACCCCGACCAGCCCCAAGCCACUGCUGCAGUCACCCAAGCCCAGCCUGGCAGCGCGGCCCAGCAUCCCACAGAAGCCAAGGACCGCCUCGCGGCCAGAGGACAUCCCAGACUCUCCAUCUGGCCCGACAUCCCCUAAGGUUGCUCUUCUGCCACCUGUCCUGAAGAAAGUUCCUUCAGACAAGGACAGAGAGAGCCAGAACAGCCCCCAGCCGAGUCCCAGGACGAUUUCCCAGGAAGUAGUGCAAAGAGGACAUUAUUACAAAAGACAUUCAGAUCAAGACAAUAGAAGGAAAAGACCUCCAAAACUGUACUCCACCAUUGCAGAAGAGGAAGUGAAUGCAAUUGGGCACAGGAAGUCACAGCCAACCAAUGCUUCGAGGAGAAGCUGGGGCCAGCAGGCCCAGGAGAAUCAAGAACAAAAGCCGUGGUCCUCCAGUAGGGAUGGCCAGCAAAGCAGCAAAUCCAGUGACUCCGGGGAAGAAGCAGAAAAAGAUUUUAUUUUUGUGUAAAGGUUACCCAUGGGAAAGUCAUCUUGCGCAGGUUGCUGUGUUAGCCAUCAGAGGGGAACCAGGCCUUGCCUCACCCCUUCCUACUUCCCGCUGCUCUACUCUUGGUGCUGAUUUGCGAUUUUCUUCUCUUUUAUUUCCUUUUUUUUAGAAAAAAAGA